Molecule: messenger RNA, 130 nt
Organism: Dentiscutata erythropus
Lineage: Eukaryota; Fungi; Glomeromycota; Glomeromycetes; Diversisporales; Gigasporaceae
Source: the annotation of a GenBank genome assembly
UUUAUGUGCUAAAGUGUUUUGCGAUUCAUAUUGUGAUGAUUUUGGUUCUUUUGAAAAAGGAGUUGCUGAUCAAAUUCCAGUUUCAAUUCAUAUAGUUCCAUUGGAUUGGAUGGUCUAUACAACUUGGUAA